AUGAUCAAAUCAAAGAAAAGAAAAUCAAAGUCUUUAGAAUCCCUAAACUCUAGACUUCAGCUGGUUAUGAAAAGUAGUAAAUAUGCAUUUGGAUAUAAACAAACUCUGAAAAUGAUUCCGCAGGGCAAAGCCCCGUUGGUUAUCCUAGCCAAUAACUGUCCUGCUUUGAGAAAAUCAGAAAUUGAGUACUGUGCUAUGUUGGCCAAAACUGGUGUGCAUCACUACAGCGGCAACAAUAUUGAACUGGGAACAGCUUGUGGGAAGUACUACAGAGUAUGUACUGUAUACUUGCUCUAAUUCACCCAGGUGACUCUGACAUCAUUAGAAGCAUGCCGGAAUAAACCAGUGAGAAGUAAAAUUAAUAAGCUUUAAAUUUUGUGUAAUAAUAA
This is a messenger RNA of Pantherophis guttatus, 389 nucleotides long. The record is from RefSeq and is a predicted model, not a curated record. NCBI's taxonomy places the organism in Eukaryota, Metazoa, Chordata, Lepidosauria, Squamata, Colubridae.